AUCACAUUCUUCAUUUCUCAGAGUUUCUCAAAACACAGAGAAUUCUCAGCUAGAUUCAAUUCGAAGCUUUCUCUCUCGCAACAAUGGAAGCAACCAAGACUAAGAAAGUAGGAGCUGGAGGAAGAAAAGGUGGUGAAUCAAGGAAGAAGGCGGUUACCAGAUCCACCAGAGCUGGUCUUCAAUUCCCCGUCGGAAGAAUCGGCCGUUACUUGAAGAAAGGUCGUUAUGCUAAGCGUAUCGGUACCGGUGCUCCGGUUUACCUCGCCGCCGUUCUUGAAUAUCUUGCUGCUGAGGUUCUUGAAUUGGCUGGAAAUGCUGCACGUGACAACAAGAAGAAUCGGAUUAUCCCUAGGCAUGUGUUGUUGGCUGUGAGGAACGAUGAUGAGCUUGGAAAAUUGCUUGCUGGUGUCACUAUUGCUCAUGGUGGUGUUCUUCCUAAUAUUAAUCCAAUUCUUUUGCCUAAGAAGAAUGAGAAAGCUGCUGCUAAGGAGCCGAAAUCUCCAUCGAAGGCUGGAAAAUCACCGAAGAAUGCUUAGAUUUUAGUUUCUUGUUGGUUUUGUUGAUAUAUAAUAUCACAGUUUAGGCACAUGUAAUGUAGCUUAAAUAUGUUCAUGUGUUUGAAGUAUUUUACUAUUUAGGAUUUGGAUCACAGUGAAUCUUAUGUAAAAGUUUGAUUCAUUAAUGGAAAAUAUCUUGAUCUUGGUUUUAA
Molecule: messenger RNA, 709 nt
Organism: Trifolium pratense (red clover)
Lineage: Eukaryota; Viridiplantae; Streptophyta; Magnoliopsida; Fabales; Fabaceae
Product: probable histone H2A.1
Exons: 2
Coding region: 84-536 (150 amino acids)
Cellular component (GO): nucleosome
Molecular function (GO): DNA binding; protein heterodimerization activity; structural constituent of chromatin
Source: RefSeq, a predicted model, not a curated record